CGACUUCGUCGCCAUGGACCCUGUCACAGUUCUUCUAUCUGUUGUCGUCAUCCUAUAUUUGGCCAAUGUUUUUAACAAUCGGAAGAAACACAAGUUCAAGAAUUUUCCCCCUGGACCAACGCCUCUGCCCAUCAUUGGAAAUAUGCACAUGAUCGACAUGCGAAAACCUCAUAAUACAUUUAUAAAGAUGUCAGAGAAAUACGGCCCAGUAUUCAGCGUCCAACUGGGAACGGAGACGUUUGUUAUCCUGUGUGGGUAUGACGCUGUAAAAGAUGCUCUAAUCAACCACGCUGAGGAAUUCUCUGAAAGACCGUACACAGCAAUGUUAGAUAAAACAUCAAGGGGAUAUGGCAUUCUCUUUGCUCAUGGCGAGAACUGGAAAGUAAUGAGACGAUUUACGCUUUCAACAUUACGGGAUUACGGGAUGGGGAAGAAGAGCAUAGAGAACAAGAUUAUUGAUGAAUGUGAAUGUUUAAUGCAGACAUUCAGAUCCUAUGAAGGAAAACCAUUCAAUAAUAUGACCAUCAUUAAUGCUGCUGUAGCCAAUAUCAUUGUAUCCAUAGUAAUUGGUCAUAGAUUUGAAUAUGGAGAUCAAAACAUUCUGAGGCUUAUGAGUUUAGUCAAUGAAAAUGUCAGAAUCGCAUCAGGUCCUAUGGUCAGGUUGUACAAUAGUUAUCCCUCGCUGGUCGGCUGGCUUCCCGGGAGCCACAGAAAAAUAGUUGAAAACAGCAAUGAGACGCGGGAAUUUCUGAGAGAGACGUUUCUAAAACAGGAGAAAGAACUGGACAUUAAUGAUCAGAGGAAUCUUAUAGAGUCAUUCCUUGUGAAGCAACAAGAGGAAAAGCCAGAAUCUACUUUAUAUUAUCAUGAUAACAACCUACUUGAACUGGUCAGCAACUUGUGUGUUGCUGGAAUGGAAACAAGCUCAACUACUCUGAGAUGGGGCCUCCUGCUAAUGAUGAAAUAUCCCGACAUCCAAAAAAAAGUGCAAAAUGAAAUAGAGAGAGUGAUUGGAUCAGCUCAACCACAGACAGAGCACAGGAAGCAAAUGCCGUACACCGACGCCGUCAUCCAUGAAAUACAGCGGUUUGGUGAAAUUGUGCCGGGUAACUUACAGCACGCAACUUCCCAAGAUGUCACGUUCAGAGGAUAUUUUAUUCCAAAGGGGACCAUCGUUCUCCCAGUACUGGCCUCUGCACUGAGAGAUAAAGCCUACUUUGAGAAACCGGAACAGUUUUAUCCGGAACAUUUUCUUGAUUCAGAUGGGAAUUUCAAGAAGAGUGAUGCGUUUAUACCAUUCUCAUUAGGUAAAAGAAGCUGUGCUGGGGAGAACCUGGCCAAAACUGAGCUGUUUGUGUUCUUCACCACCCUUCUACAGAACUUCACGUUCCAGGCUCCACCUGGAGCUUUAUUAGACCUCACCCCUGCAAUUGGCUUUAUCAAUGCACCAUUGCCUCAUGAAAUCUGCGCCGUACCGCGAAGCUAAGCAUGUUUCCAGCUGCAUCAUUUUAUACUAUAGGUCAAAAUUGUUUUGAGUAGCAAAAAAAUAAG
Messenger RNA from Pseudophryne corroboree (corroboree frog), 1551 nucleotides. Its product is annotated as cytochrome P450 2K6-like. Gene Ontology annotation, biological process: xenobiotic metabolic process. The transcript is spliced from 9 exons. The coding region runs from base 14 to 1486 and encodes 490 amino acids. NCBI's taxonomy places the organism in Eukaryota, Metazoa, Chordata, Amphibia, Anura, Myobatrachidae. Gene Ontology annotation, cellular component: cytoplasm; intracellular membrane-bounded organelle. The record is from RefSeq and is a predicted model, not a curated record. Gene Ontology annotation, molecular function: iron ion binding; heme binding; oxidoreductase activity, acting on paired donors, with incorporation or reduction of molecular oxygen, reduced flavin or flavoprotein as one donor, and incorporation of one atom of oxygen.